GGAAUUAAUAACUUGUAUAGUUUAAAUUUUUUGACAAAAAUUCUCCAUAGCAUAUAUAUAUGUAUGUUAAAAAUUGCAAACUGAAUACCACCCACUCGCAUGUUGAAAAUUAACUUUCAGCUUUAUUUAAAAAUAAUAAAAUAUAUAUUCAUAAUAUGCAUAUGUAUGCGCGAUAAGAGGUUGUAUUUGUGUAUACUCGAUCAUAUUAUAUUAGUCACACUUGAUGAGUGCGAACGAGAACCUCCUGUGCGUAACGCAUGUUUGACACAAUGGUACUCUUUUAUUGCUUUUACGAUAUAUAUAAUAGAUUUCUGUCAAAAUUAUAAGUUAGUAUUUAUUUAUAUAAAAAUGCAUAAAAAGAGGUUGGCUGUCAAGGUUAAGUUGCCUUCUUCUUCCAUGUUAAUAAAAACAACUGAUGAAAUUGAAAUUCUCUGUGUACAAAAGUAAUAGGAUAAUCAGUUUAGUUUUAAAAUUAAAUGCGCAUAAUACUUGGUGACAAUCUCUUUAAACCUCAACAAAUAACUACCAGAUUGACACAGUGUGUAUAUAUUUGCUUAAACGGAAAACUAAUGCAUGACAUUUACAAUUUUUUAAUCGAAUAUAGGUUAAGGACACAUUUGUUCACUAAAUGUUUUUUGUAGUUAAAUAUCAAUUUUUCAAAUUACUCAAAUUUAGAGCAAAGUUAAUAGAAAUGUAAUUAUCGCAACGUCAUAUUCAAAUUAACUUUUUUUGUAGAAACAAGUAUUUUAUUUUAAUAGUAUGUGUGUGAAUUAAGUUUAAACUAUUUCACAAGUUUAUUUCAAUGAAAUUGAUUACGACUUUUAAAUGUAAUCAUUCACAUAAAUUGACGAUAGUAUAGUGCAGUGAAUGUACAGGGAUAAAUUGAGACAAAUUAAAGGUUCAUUCCUUAAAUUCGCGAAUUGAAACAAAUUAUAUGAGUGUUCCGUUCAAUUUCUGCUAAAGAAUUCAAGAAGAUGAAAAGUCAAGAUUGUCGACAAUUCAUAUCAUAAGGAUGAUAUUAGAUUCAAAGACUUCAACUUUACACAGUGAUUACGGAAGUUUUAAUAAACCGUUUGGGGAAAUAAUUAUUGAAAGCGACAACACUGUUGUUGAUGGAAGACGUAGUGAAAUGGCUCAAUCGAGUGAUGUUUAUCAAAGACAGCCUUUGCUACCUGGUACAUCAUCAAAAAAUAAGGACAAGUGGGGAGCAUUGGGUUCUACUUCCAAUUAUUUUAACCACGAUAAAAUUGAUGAAUUGAGUCAGGAAGGACUUAACUCUGGAGUACCAAAUAUUUUGAACAGUGGCAUUGUUAAAUUAGAUAUACCGGCUCCUUUGAGAGAAGAAUCUAGAUUUCCUAAAGAAAAAUGGAAAACCUUCACUGCAUUUUUAUUUAUGGCUGUAAAUUUUGUUUUUACAACUGUAUCUCUGGCCAUGGUUCAUGACAGAGUACCAGACAGAAACAUUUACGAUCCUCUUCCUGAUAUAUUUUUGGAUAAUGUAACCGGACAGGACUGGGCACUUAAUGUUUCUGAAGUUUUAAUUAUGAUAGUGUCAAAUUCAGCAGUUAUUUUAAUUAUCUUUCAUAAACACAGAUUUAUUGUUCUGCGACGAAUUUUCCUUCUCUUAGGACUUUUAUACAUGAUGAGAAGUAUAACUAUGUUUGUUACAGUUUUACCUGUAUCAAGUAAAACAUAUUAUUGCAGUCCUAAAGCAAAUAGUACAACUCCGAUACUUAUAACGAAAAGAGUUUUUCAGUUACUGUCUGGUUUUGGAUUGUCCAUAAAUGGGAAGCACACAUAUUGUGGAGAUUACAUUUAUAGUGGGCACACAGUCAUUCACGUUCUGAGUUACCUUAUUUUCAAAGAGUAUUCACCUAAAAGAUGCUUAUUAUUACAUUGGCUUACCGGAUUGACGGCGCUUGUAGGUGUUAUUAUGGUAUUAGUUGCUCAUGGUCACUACACUGUAGAUGUCCUCAUUGCAUAUUAUGUAACAACACGUUUAUGGUACAUUUAUCACACGCUUGCAAACAACAUCAAUUUGAAGCAACAUGGUCCAAAUAAUAGUUUGGCUCGUCUUUGGUGGUUUCCUCUAUUCAAAUACUUUGAGAAAAACGUUGGUGGCCCCGUACCCCGACAAUACGACUGGCCUUUUCCAUGGCGUCGAAGAUUUCUUACAAAACAUCCAAACAGAGACAGUUAAUGUAAAUAAAUUCUUUGUAACAAAAACUUGAUUUGAAAAAAUCGUUUUCAUGUAAAUAUACACUUCUCUUGGAAUACUACCACUUACACGGAAGAACAUUGUUUGCCGAAAAGUCGGGAACUGUUACCGUGCACCUAUCAAAAAGUGAAAAUUUGAAUAAUGAUAUUUAUAAAGUCAAAAUAAUUCUAUGAUUGUUUUAAUGUCUGAAAUAAUUAUAUAUGUGAUUAUUACGUUUCUAAAAUUCAAACUA
Messenger RNA from Leptopilina heterotoma, 2450 nucleotides. RefSeq names its product phosphatidylcholine:ceramide cholinephosphotransferase 1-like. The transcript has 8 exons. Lineage: Eukaryota; Metazoa; Arthropoda; Insecta; Hymenoptera; Figitidae. The record is from RefSeq and is a predicted model, not a curated record. Gene Ontology annotation, biological process: ceramide biosynthetic process; sphingomyelin biosynthetic process. Gene Ontology annotation, cellular component: endoplasmic reticulum membrane; Golgi membrane. Bases 1013 to 2200 code for a protein of 395 amino acids. Gene Ontology annotation, molecular function: ceramide cholinephosphotransferase activity; sphingomyelin synthase activity.